This is a messenger RNA of Epinephelus fuscoguttatus (brown-marbled grouper), 7476 nucleotides long. RefSeq names its product tripartite motif-containing protein 2-like. Lineage: Eukaryota; Metazoa; Chordata; Actinopteri; Perciformes; Serranidae. Gene Ontology annotation, molecular function: zinc ion binding; ubiquitin protein ligase activity; protein binding. The record is from RefSeq and is a predicted model, not a curated record. The coding region runs from base 948 to 2963 and encodes 671 amino acids. Gene Ontology annotation, biological process: negative regulation of translation; protein polyubiquitination; proteasome-mediated ubiquitin-dependent protein catabolic process. The transcript has 15 exons.
AGCUGCUGGUGUUGCCGUGACGAUGAUAUCCUCCCCCCUCCCACACACACACACACACACACACACACACACACUCAGUAGAGAGGAGAGGAGAGCAAACAAGACGCUCUCAUGACGCGAUGGCUUCAGGCUGGAAACAGACACACACUCAUCCAUCGCCUGCGUCUGAGGAAACAUGAUACUGUUCAGCUGAAAUGAGUCAGCUGACAUUUGUAAAGGGAGAGUCUCAUGAUGAUGUAAUGGAGUCUGGUCCGUUGAGCCGAGAUGACGCUGUCCUCCGUUUGAACCCUCUGUGAUUUAAAUCAACACCAACGUCUGGAUUGGACUAUAAUUCCUCCUCUUUUUGGUGUUUCAAGUGACAUUUAUUGCUCUGGGAGUAGACACGUGGACUCAGAAGGAAAUUUUUUAAAGGGAAAAUUUGUGGAGUUUUGGAUGCCAGGCUCCUUCUGCACCCAGCAGGAAUGUAAUGGAAUAAUCACAAACUCAAAUAAAGGGCAUGUCUAAAGGUUGAGCCCUGCAACGCUGCAGCAAAGAGAUGAAGCUCUGACCAAAGUGGAUGAUUGUCCACUAAAUGAACAAAAACAAGACCUACAUCUGAUUUCCCAGCACUCUUGUCUUGCUGCUGUGUGGAACAGUUCUACAGGAAAGGGCUACAUAGACAAAACCUGUCCUCUUGGUUGAUAUCAUUCAACUUUACAGCAAAAGUCAUGCCUCUCCCAGGAUCCAUUAUGUUCCAGGAGGCAUCAUAAAGAGCACAUCUGAAUGUUUCGCCCUGUCCUCUCAACGGGGUGAUGGAAUAAAGUGUGAGACAAGGCGUUUACAGACGCAAACAUCUCCAACAGACAGUAGGAAAACCUUGGAUCUAAACAUCCAGCCCCUUCCCCUGGCUGCAGUCUGGAGUAAGGGGUGUGCUCGGAGGUCCACCCCCGCCAGGCUGCCGCUCGCAGAUGGAGGCUCACCAACACUCCCCAGAUAGCAGCAGUGAGGAGUGCACCGUCCUGGAGGCUCCGCCCGGCAAAAACGCCUGCCCCCAACAUGCAGGGAAGGUGGCAGACUUGUACUGUUCGGCCUGCGAGUGUGCGCUGUGUGAGGACUGUGUGUCGGACCAUGGGGAGCACCCUAAGGUGCCCCUCAGCCAGGCCCUGGAGGAGCACCGCAGCCGGCUGCAGGAGAGGCUGGGCGUCGUCCAGAACAGACUCCCUCAGAUUUCAGACGCCCUGUCCUUCGUCAAGGAGAUCCUCCAACAGCUGAGCAAUCAGAGAGCUUCCAUUGAAGAGGACAUCCAGUCAAGCUUCGAGGAUCUGCACAAGCAGCUGGAUGUCCGGAAGAGUGUUCUGCUGAUGGAGCUGGAGGUCACAUAUGGACUCAAACAGAAGGUCCUCCAGGCUCAGAUGGACAGCCUUGUCCGGGGAGAGGGGGACAUCUCUGCCUGCUGUAGCCAGACGGAGGAGGCUCUGGCUGGGGAGGCGUGUGUGGCGAGCCUUCAGGUGGAGCAGGAGCUGAAGGAGAGGCUAGGGGAGCUGGCCGGCCUCGGUCUGCCGUGUCAGCCGGAGGAGAACGACCAGCUGGAUCUGGUGAUGGAGACAGACGGGCUGAGGAAGUCCAUACACAACCUGGGGACCAUCGUCACGACCAGUGCGGUGGCAAGCCAGAGUGAAGCCAUGGGUGCUGGCCUGGAGCAGUGCAUUGUGGGACAUCCUGCCUCGGUUACUAUAGUGACAAGAGACAAAUCAGGGGGAGCCUGCAAGAGUGGCAAUGCGAUCCUGUCAGCUGAGGUCUUCACACCAGAUGGCAGCAUAGUGGACGGGGAAAUAGUGGACCACAAGAAUGGGACUUAUGAGUUUGUGUACACGGUGCCAAAGGAGGGCGACUUCUCGUUGGCUCUCCGUUUGUACGACCAGCACAUUAAAGGAAGUCCCUUCAAACUGACCGUCAACAGGGUCUCAGAGACCGAAGUCGAGGUGUCUCCCUCCACCACCACAGCAACCAACUCAGCAGCCUACGCCACCCCGUCCACGGGCUCCUCUGAGGGGGCGAAGAGACGUGGGAAGUCGCCCGGCCAGAAGAAAAAGGGCUCCAAGAGGGCCAGCAGCGCCUUGGGCACCCCACGACGCAAAACCCAGAACCCUAUAGAGGACGACCUUAUCUUCAGGAUCGGAACAAAGGGACGGAAUAAAGGAGAGUUCACCAACCUUCAAGGAGUGGCUGCCUCCUCCACUGGCAGGAUACUGAUAGCUGACAGCAACAAUCAGUGUGUCCAGAUUUUCUCCAACGAGGGGGAAUUCAAGAGUCGCUUUGGGGUGCGGGGACGGUCGCCGGGGCAACUCCAGCGUCCCACAGGCGUGGCCGUGCACCCCAGCGGUGACAUCAUCAUUGCCGAUUACGACAACAAGUGGGUCAGCAUCUUCUCUGGCGAGGGCAAGUUCAAGACGAAGCUUGGCUCAGGCAGACUCAUGGGACCGAAGGGCGUGUCCGUGGACCAGAACGGUCAUGUGAUCGUGGUUGACAACAAGGCGUGCACUGUCUUCAUCUUCCAGCUGACCGGCAAGCUCAUCACCAAGUUUGGUAGUCGAGGCAACGGUGACAAGCAAUUUGCAGGUCCACACUUUGCAGCUGUGAACAAGAACAAUGAGAUCAUCGUGACUGACUUCCAUAACCACUCCGUCAAGGUUUUCACCCUUGAGGGCGAGCUGGUGUUGAAAUUUGGCUCUAACGGUGAGGGAAACGGCCAGUUCAACGCGCCCACUGGUGUAGCUGUGGACAUUAAUGGGAACAUCAUCGUAGCUGACUGGGGCAACAGCAGAAUACAGGUGUUUGACGGCAGCGGCUCCUUCCUCUCCUACAUCAACACGUCAGCAGACCCUCUGUACGGACCCCAAGGUCUGGCUCUGACCUCAGAUGGACAUGUGGUAGUGGCUGACUCCGGCAACCACUGCUUCAAAGUCUACCGCUACCUACAAUGAUGGAGGACUGGAUGGAGAAGUGAAGCAGAGGAAGGAAAGACACAUGGAGGGAGCAGCUGUCGGAGUGGAGAGAUGUGCACGAUGUCAAAUUCUAGGAAUUAUUACAUGAACCUUUACUGCAGUCUGUAAUGAAGGAGGGAGGGAUGGAUGGAAAAGAGGAGGAAGCAAAGAAGAAGGAUUAGUCAUCAUCACAUCAUCAGACCACAGUGAACCUAUGAUCUGCUUUUGACAUCUUCAAUAAUAAUAAAGUAUGAUCAUAGUAAUCUUCAACACCUGAAACAGUGGAUGAGAAAGACUGGUCUUUGAACUACAUCUUCUUGUAGUCUAAAGAGGGAUAAGAAGAAUAGUAGAUGAGGGGGAAUGGAAUGAUGGUGGAUUCAAGACUUUGCUGCACUAAUGCAAAUUUGAGGAAACUCGCAGUGGGACGCUGGAGUGAUGCAAGACUGGAGUAAAAACAGAUAUGCAACGACUGCAUCAUGAUGUCAAAUUCUAAAACUCCCUCUUUCUCCCAGCUUGGCAUUAAUAUAAAAAUGGAGGAGUGAAUGAAAAAAACGGUUUUAAACAAAAGAAAGAAAAAAUACAGGCUGCAAAAAGAGAUGAUGAAAAAUGUCUUUGGAAACCACUGCUUCCUAAACGGAGGGCAUGAUGAAUAAAGGGAUUGGUGAAGUAUCGAAGGCAUGAGUGAACAAAUAAAGUCUGGUGUUUUGCAGAGAAUGGAUUAAAGGAUUAAAAGUUUUCUAAUGUUCUGCCUUCUCAUAUGUAUGUAACAGACAAAUGAAUGGCCAUCGAGCUAAAAGAUGUCUACGUCUUGGUUUCUCAGUCUGGGUUGGUACUACAGAUUCCCCCAACUGCUUUUUGUACAGUAGAUUAAAUUCCUCCACCAACAUAUAUUCUAACAUUUGGAAGCAUUAGCCACAGCCAACCAGCACAUAUGUUCUGUGCCUGCAGGUGGCGGUUGUCUGUAAUCGUCAUUCAAAAAGGGAAACCAGAAGACCAGCCUGUUCUCAUUCUGAAGUCAUCAAAUAAUGCCGCUUUGCCAGUGAUUUUAGCACGCUGAUGCCAAAGCCACCCUCAGUGGCCAUAUGAUGCGCCGCCGGGUGGCGUCAGUGUGCAGCUGAACCUUUAUGAUACUCCGCUGGUUGGCUGGACGGCAGCUGUCGCAGCAUGUGAAACAUGUGGCUGUAUGAGACGCUGCUGGUAACAAAGUAAUAUAAGGAAGGGGAGGUGGAUGAGUCCAACAAACCCCACACUUUUACCCGGGAGGCCAUGAUGUUUUUUUCUAAACAUAACCAUGUGCUUUUGUUGACAUCCUGGCAUUGGCUGCAGCGUCCAGGAGUGUAAAUAGCUGAUGCCAAACGAUACCUAGCGUGGAAUGUACAGACAUGAAAGGCGACUGCGAAAUGGCGAUAUGUGACAACUUUGGAAUGAGAACAGGUUGAGAAGACCGUCUUGAUGUUAGUUGGCCAGUUAGCACAUUACCAACACAAUCCAAUGUUGAAAGAACAGAGAAUAUUUAUCACGUGCCAAAGAACAAUAACAAUAACCAUCAAGAUUUGACUCACUGGCUAAAGAAAAACAGUCUUACCUUCCUGGUCUCACUCCCUCUUGACUUUAGCUCUUUAUUCAACACAUUGAAUCGGCGUAAAAAAAAAAAACGACUGACGAGGGCCAAUGGUGCAGGACACACUGCAGUGAUGACGGCCGCUGGCGCUCACUGACGCUCACUGAAGGCCCAACAUUGAUCAACGCUUGAAUGUCAGUUUGGUGUGUCAGGGCCUUUAGAUCUCAUCAGGGCGCCCUUGAUCAAAGCACUUAACAUCAAACUGGUCCAGCUAUAGAGAGCUGUGGUUGUACUGGAAAACUUCCAGCAGUGAACGUGUAUAUCUGUAAAUAUUCAGCAAGGAAUCACUUAAAAAGGGCAUUCUCACCCAGCCAAGUUUACAGUACAAUUACUUUAUUGUUGAAUGAGAAAGAAAUCUCGUUAGACUAAGACAUGGGCCACUUUUAGCCUGUUGUCCAUUGUUUGUACAUUAGGAUUGUCUGAAUGUGGAAUGUUUAUUUACUUUCCUGCCAUAUGCUAGUAUUCUAUCAAAGGCAAUAGAUUCAUCAGUAGAAAUGAUUGCUUAACUCUGGUUCUGAUUGUCUGGAUGAUUGUUCCAAUUGGUUGACUGACACGGUAGCUUUGACGAGCAGCAUCGUCUUAUCUAUGCUUGGUUUGGGUGUUAAUAUAUUUUUUCCUGACAAAUCUGUUGCAAGGAGAAGAAAAGCGUCUAUAAAUCUAUCCUAUAUAUUUGUGAGAAUACCUUUAAUAAUAUCCUGUAAAAUGCUCAAAUUCAUUGGCAUAUUUGGAAUCAGCAACAUCAUUCCUCACUUGUUUCUGCUCGCCGUCUCAGUGACAAACACCAAAAGGUCGGGGGAGGAGAAUCUAGAACAUUCUUCGACAUUGCCAAGGUUUCUAGAAUGCUCUGAGAAUUCCCAGAAGUGCUGUCGCUGGCUUGUACGACUCCAUGUCCUGUCACCGCUCAUAAAACAAUACCCCAGUGUUCUAAAAGCAUGCCUCUGUAUUAUGUGAUUGUUGACAUCAAACUUACCACUACGCAUUUGAACUGUAAGCUCCCCAUUUUACAAACAGAUCACACGCACCCAAGAAGACUCUCAGUAAUGUUGAGUAAAGGACAAGAGACGAGACAAUGUGAAGCAUUUAAAAAUGACUUUUGGAAAAGUGUCAUAUUAAUAACAGUAAUACAAAGCAUUUAAAUAGGCAAGAAAUGCAUUUCAGUUACUCACAUUAGCAUUCAUUUAGACAGUUUCAACCUUUAUCGUUAAUAUACAGAAAACAUCUUUGGCUGACUUGUGGUCGGGGAAAUGGUGUCCUAUCAAGUUCACACUGGAUCAGUAAACUAUAUGUAAGUUAUUACUUUUAUUUAUUUAUUUAUUUAUUUAUCAGUUCCAUCAUUUCAAUAUUUCUCUCUUGCCAUUUGAUUGUGUUCCACCGUGUGCAUUGAAAUUCUUAAGUGCCCAUUAUACUUCUUGUUUUUGUACAUUUUGUCUGUUCUGUUGAAUCAAAACAUGAUUGUUGGUCUUUGACACAUUUUAUACUGACUGUUGUGAGUGGACAAAUCAGCGUCUCAGAGUUGUCUCGUUUGAAAGUCAUCAUGCUGUAGGGGACAAAUAAUCAAGCUAGCCAGUUCGCAAAAACAGUUUGUUAGCAUUCUGAUUGAAACCACUGGACAUGCUUAGCACAAAGCUAAUAAGUUAGCUGUAGCUAAGAGUACAAUGUUCAAGCUUUUUGUCCAAGUACGGAGGUUUAUUUUGAAAUGUGAACAGCUGGUGCUUCUCAAAGUCAAGGAACGAUCCUUAAAUGGCUGAACUUCAAGGAGGCUACGUCAUCGAAUACUGCCGAACAACUGUUCCGCUGUCAAGGAGCCUUUGAGCCUUUGCAUGUGUGUAUCCUCAGCAGGCGUGAAGAACCCACAAAACUUUGCACAUGAUUUGCCCGAAUUGAAGGCGGGGCCUCUUCAGUGACACACACCUCGGCACUCACAGGCCUUUUCCAGUGUGUGUUUACCACAUGCUAGGAAGGAGUCUUGCCUAGUCUCUGUAGACCCCAAGUUGGGAGGACUCGUCCUACCAAGGAAGCAUCCUUGACUUUGAGAAGCACUGUCGGUCCCUUUUGUAACAAAGGGUACAACUAGUUAAAAGCUAACUUGGUUUCAAUGCUGAAUGCUAAUGCUAGCUGUCACUUUUACAGAUGGGUAAGACAAAAACAGUUUGAUAAGCGAACAUUCGAUUAAAGUCGUCAGAGUCCCAAAAAGAAGUUCAUGUCGUUUCCCUAAUUGUGCUGAUUGUCAGUUUGUUAAAAGUACAUUCUCUGACUUUGUUUAAGCUCCCAAUACUGCUGUCAAAUCUCCAACUUUGCUCAUCGCCAGUGAAUUGGUUGAAGACUUUUGGAUUUGUUGGCAGUAUUGAUCGUUUCAACAGAAUCAGAUUGUAUCUUCUGAAGUAAUCUGGGCCUUGUUUGCUGAUGAUUUAGCCUUAAUGUCUAUUACAAAUGAAUGUUAUUCAGCGUUGACAUGAUGGAUUUGCCUUCUCAGUGACCUUGAUUUGAAAUGUACUGCAAACAUGAGUAAGUUAGUUGACAACCAUUUCAGACAUAUUGCUCAUUUGUAGACUACACAUCCAUUUGAGGGAACUUCCGAAAUUCUGACAACUGGAAAAAGACAUUCCUAAAUCAACACAAAAGAAAGAAGCUACAUUAGUCAUUACAAACACACACAUGGCUCGAGCAUCAUUGUUGGUUUGCACCAUGUGAUCGACACUGCAGUUCUUUUUCCUCAAAUGGAUAUGUAGUUUUUUGGAACACAGCUCUUAAAGCACUGAUCAGUUUCUUACAGUUUCUCUUGCCUGCUCUUUCUCUCUCUGUAUUUACUAUCUGUCAUGUCUGUUCACUGUUAUGAACCGUCUCUUUAAUAUUCACACACACUCAACACUGAAAUAAAGCAUUGAUUCCUAA